Molecule: messenger RNA, 240 nt
Organism: Iphiclides podalirius (scarce swallowtail)
Lineage: Eukaryota; Metazoa; Arthropoda; Insecta; Lepidoptera; Papilionidae
Source: the annotation of a GenBank genome assembly
AUGGGGACGAUUUGGCCGGUGUGGGCUCUGUGGGCGGCGGGGGCCGUGCUCGACUCGCGCAUUACGCGGGUGGCGACGCCAGAUUCCAAUAUCAGCACGCUGGUCGUGGUCGAGAAUGCAACGGCCUCCGUUCAACAGAGAGGCAUCAUCCUGGGAAGCAACUUCUAUUGCUGGCGUGAGUUUCACGAGCCAGAUAGGGUUGACGCGGCGCACGUGCGGUUGCGCCCUCCCGCGGCCCGC